GAGAAUUGUACUCUCGCAAAUAAAAGCAAUGAAGUCAAAACUAUUGGGUGAAAUGCUCCGUAGCGUACAACUCAUUCCAUGAUUCAAAAUUUUGUGAAGCAGAGGAUUGUCGAUUUCACUGCUAAAUUUCAUUAGAUCUGCAGAUUACGCUAAAUUUCAUUAGAUCUGCAGAUUACGCUAAAUUUCUCCAUUCCUUGCUCUCACGCAGCGCGAUUUGCUGUUUUCAAUCCUGUUAUCAUGAGUUACAGAAGGGACCAUAGAGGCUCGAGGUCUGCACUUUUUGAUAACAUGGAUGCCCUUGAAGCGGGUGGACUCAGGACCUCUUCAUCAUAUUCAAGUGGCAUGGAUGAUCAUGACAAUGAGAAAACUGUGGAUAGUUUGCACGAUAGAGUCAGCUUCCUGAAACGAUUGACGGGAGACAUACAUGAGGAGGUGGAGACUCACAACCGUGUACUAGAUAGGAUGGGCAAUGAGAUGGAUGCAUCAAGAGGAAUCAUGUCAGGAACAAUGGAUCGUUUUAAAAUGGUGUUUGAAAAGAAAUCGAAUAAGACAAUCUGCAAACUUGCAGGAUAUUUUGUGAUUUCUUUCUUUGUGCUGUAUUAUGGGAUUAGGAUUCUCCUGUAUUACCUGUAUGGUUAAUCCGGGAUUGUGAUGUCGUACACAUGUUCUGCGGUGUUCUCUUUCGUGAUAAAACUCCAAACGAGGAAUCCAGAGUACAUAAUUACUGAAGCUACGGAAUCAUGCCUAAGGACAGGUAUUGGCAAUUCUGAUCUCGAAGCUCCAUCCACCGAACUACAUGUUACCGUUAGCAUACUAUUUUAGAACAUAGCUUUUUUGGUACAUCAGCAUCAUAGCUACUAUUUUAGUCACUGGCUCGUGUAAAUAUAUUCUUUUCUCCCUCCUUGUUCCUAUUCUCCAUUACUAUAUACAACUAAUACACAACGUUACUAUUUCCUGUUAAA
Messenger RNA from Salvia splendens (bonfire salvia), 962 nucleotides. RefSeq names its product bet1-like SNARE 1-2. The record is from RefSeq and is a predicted model, not a curated record. The transcript is spliced from 6 exons. Bases 238 to 639 code for a protein of 133 amino acids. Lineage: Eukaryota; Viridiplantae; Streptophyta; Magnoliopsida; Lamiales; Lamiaceae.